AGUUCUCAUUGCAGCAGUUGCCUCUAUCACCAACUCACUGUAUUACGGACUUGCAUCAGGACUUGUUGGUCUAGGACUGACCUAUGCCCUCGUGAUUUCAAACUACUUAAACUGGAUGGUAUGCAAUCUAGCAGACAUGGAAGUACAACUGGGUGCUGUGCAAAGAAUAAACAGCCUCCUUAAAAUUGAAACAGAAAAUUAUGACGGACUUAUCUGUGAGGAUUUCCAGACAGCACAUGUAGUAAAAAUGCCAAUGACCAAGUAGCUAAAUUUAACAAAUAAAUCUUUUAACUAUUGUUUCUUCUCAUCCUGAGUAACAUGGUACAGCACCUUCCCAGAUUCCUCCCCACUGUCCAGAUGAAGGAGAAAUCAAAAUCCAGAAUCUCAGUGUUCGGUAUCACAGCACUCUAAAACCAGUCUUAAAGAAUGUGAAUGCCCACAUCAGUCCAGGACAGAAGUGAUAACAUGUUUUGGAAUUUCACUGUCCCCACCUCCUCCCUGAAUUCUUCAAUAAUUGUGUCCUCCUUGGUGAAUACAGAUGAAAAGUAUUCAGAUUAAACUCGGCCACUAGUAAGCGUUCAACGGAGAAAGCAAAGAGCAUGGACCACAACGCCAAAAUAAUACUGCCUCUCAACCCUGGGGAGCAUAGAGUACCAACGGCUGUCGUAAACCCUAUCCUUCGAAUUGAAGGAAAUUCUGAUACAGAGAAUGCAGUGACAAGUGCUGGAAGUGACACCCCCAUUGUCUCCCUUUCAUUUACAUCCUGGGCAGAGACUACAGACAAUGCCUUCUCCCCUCUUGGUCAUGCUGCCCAAUCUCCAGGCCUAACAGAAUCUGAGGACGUCUCAAACUCUGCUGGGGGCACCACAACUCCCAGAUUGGGCAAUCGUGAGGAAUUUGUGAUACACCGAAGGCCAAGGCUGACAAGACCCAAGACACCCAUGGUUCUCAAGAGAUGCAGCAUGAACCAAAGGCCAAUGAGUUCAGAAGAACAAGAACUGUUACUGAUUUCUCAGUUGCAAAGAGCAAUGGUGAAGCGCAGAAAGUUCAAUGAGGCAAUGAUGCACCUUUCAAUUUUUGCCAGAGGUUGCAGCAUAACAAGGUCUUUGGUUCCAGCUACUGAUACUCGACCUAAAACCAUCUCGCGCAGAGUGCAAGCAGAAUACAAAGAGUAUAACUUUGUCAAUGAGCUCCGCAAAUAUCCACCAUCAACACCAAUAAAUCGAGUGUGCACAGUACCAAAACCAUUCUCCCUGUCUACAAGUGCAAAAAGGAACCAUGAAAAGGUGCCUGUCAAACAAUACAUCUCAGUGGCAGAGUACAUUAACAUAUUUCAACAUUAUACACAACCAGGAAGUCACAGGCGGCCCAGAUGCCAGGAAAUAGCAACUACUGCACUUAACUCUCAACAGGCUCCAGUGCCAUCUGACUUCUGAUCUAAUUGGUGCUUUGCAUGGGCCUUGUCUGUUUUUUAAAAAUUCAGUUGAAUACAUUUGAUCAAAAAACCAAUAUUGCCUGCCUGAGUGCAUCUUGAUGCAUCCAGUGCUCUUUGCAUCUACUUGAAACAGCCUACAAUGGGGCUGAGCAUUGAGAUGAAAUAGUUUUCCUUUCCUGAGCUUGCAGGGCUAAGGCUAUGGCAUCUAGGAAUAGUGAAACUACAUGACAGAAUUUUGAGAUAUCAACAUACAGAUGGUAUCUGUCCCCCAAGGCUUGUGAAGGGAAUGAGUCUUCUCAAACAAGAGAACCAAGAUUGAACUGUACCUUAACCAUUCAGUUGAUUUGUGUAAUUUUAAAUGUCUAGAUUUGAAUGAAAUUACAUUAUUUUGGUUAACCAAUUCAGACUUUUUACUGAGGCAGUUGUAGUGCAUUGUGCUUAUUUUCCCCAAUUGGUCAAUCUACACUGCUUGGUUUGAAUUGUGAAAGCAAUACAGAAAUUCCUUUGUGCAACAAGAUGUAUCCUCAUGAUUUAAAUAGUAAUUCUCCACCUGCACUUUUGAAAGCAAAUGUGAGUGAAUGUUGUAAUGAAUUUUAAAACAAUAUUUGA
Messenger RNA from Pristis pectinata (smalltooth sawfish), 2044 nucleotides. RefSeq names its product targeting protein for Xklp2-like. The coding region runs from base 600 to 1436 and encodes 278 amino acids. The transcript is spliced from 9 exons. Lineage: Eukaryota; Metazoa; Chordata; Chondrichthyes; Rhinopristiformes; Pristidae. The record is from RefSeq and is a predicted model, not a curated record.